ACAGCCAUUAUGUUAUCUAUGAAGUCACUCAUAAUAGUUAUGUGUAUAUAAAUCAUAGUAUAUAAAUGAUGUAGACAAAUACGAAUAAAGUAACUAUUAAUAACUAUUAGAUUGAAAUUUAAAAAUAAGAAUAAAGACAAAAUGAUAGGGAUUUUAAAUGAUUCUGACAGUGAGGAUGAAUUGCCACCUGGAUGGGAGGAAAUGACAACUAAUACUGGGAAUGUAUACUAUGUAAAUCAUUACACAAAAGGCACACAAUGGACACAUCCUAGAACUGGGCGUACAAAGAUUGUUGAAGGGGAAUUACCAUCUGGAUGGGAAAAAUGUGUAUCAGAAGAUGGUCAAGUCUUAUUUGUUGAUCAUAAGAAUCAUACAACAACCUAUACUGAUCCACGGCUUGCAUUUGCUACGGAAUAUAGAGAAUCUUCACAACCUGUAAGACAACGUUUUGAUGGUAGUAGCACAGCAUUAUCUGUUUUACAUGGUCGAGAUUUAAGGCGUAAAGUUGCCAUAGUUACAGGCGCCAAUACUGGAAUAGGAUUUGAAACAGCUAGAUCAUUAGCUUUACAUGGAUGCAAAGUUGUCUUAGCUUGUAGAAAUCUAAAAAAAGCUGAAGAAGCAAUACAAAAAAUAAAACAAGAAAGGCAAAAUGCAAUGUGUGAUAUAUUACAUUUAGAUUUGUCAUCAUUACACAGUGUUAAAGAAGCAGCAAAAAAAUUCAAGCAGAAAUAUAGAACUUUGAAUAUCCUUAUUUUAAAUGCUGGAGUCUUUGCAAUUCCUUAUCAGCUUACAAAAGAUGGUUAUGAAACAACAUUUCAAGUAAAUUAUCUUUCUCAAUUUUAUUUUACUCUUUUAUUAGAACAUCCAAUACGAAGCUGUCGUAAAUCUAGAGUAGUGAUAGUUUCAAGUGAAUCACACAGAUUUUCAUCUUUACAAACAAUAGAAGAUUUUCAUCAAUUAAUUUUGUCUCCUCCUGCAUAUAAAUAUUGGUACAUGGAAGCAUAUAAUAAUUCAAAAUUAUGUAAUAUCUUAUUUGCACAAGAAUUAGCAAACCGGUGGCCUUCUGUAAAUGUGUUUAGUUGCCAUCCUGGUAAUAUGGUCUCUUCUUCAUUGUCUCGUUAUUCAUGGAUAUUGCGGUUUUUGUUUAUGCUAGUACGACCUUUUACAAAAUCAUUGCAACAAGCUGCUAGUACAUCCGUUUUCUGUGCAACUGCACCAGAACUGGAAGGGGUAACUAAAUGCUAUUUCAAUAAUUGUUAUCGUUGUAUUCCAUCUAUCACUGCAUUAGACCCUGAACUUGCAGCAAAAUUAUGGUCUGUUAGUCAAGAAAUGAUUGUUAAUAUUAUAAAAAAGAAUGAUCUCUGGGAAGCAGCUUUAAGAUGAAAGAUAUUAUUAUAAAAAAUAGUUAUAAAUAUGCAGAAAACAGUAAAAUAUUGAAACCAAAAAGUAUUUUAAUUAGUAAGAAAUUCAUAUUAC
Molecule: messenger RNA, 1476 nt
Organism: Frieseomelitta varia
Lineage: Eukaryota; Metazoa; Arthropoda; Insecta; Hymenoptera; Apidae
Gene: Wwox
Product: WW domain-containing oxidoreductase-like
Exons: 7
Coding region: 142-1383 (413 amino acids)
Molecular function (GO): protein binding
Source: RefSeq, a predicted model, not a curated record